CAUUCUUUACACAAAACACACCUGUAUCUUUUUAUCUCUUUUUUUAUUACUAAUCCAAAAAAUGUCUUCUACCUUGACAACCCUAGAUGAGCUUGAGUUUCCCAAAGCAGUUCUCACAAGGUUACUCAAAAGCAGUCUUCCCGAAAACAUCGCGAUUCAAAAAGAAGCGCGUCAAGCAAUAACCAAAGCCUCCACUGUAUUCGUCAGUUACCUAGCAGCCACCGCCAAUGAUUGUGCAAGGGAGUCUGGGCAUAAAACUAUUAUGUCUAAUGAUAUUUUUAAGGCUUUGGAGGCGGUCGGGUUGGGGGAUUUUGUCGAUAGGUUGCAGGGAGAUUUGGUUUUACAUGCGGAGGUUUUGAGGGAAAAGAAGGAGAGGAAGAGUAAGGAGGUGGUUGGAGGAAAUGAGGAAGAGGAGGGGGAGGAGGCUGAGGAAGAGGAAGAGGACGAGGUUGAGGAUGCGGCGGAGGCUCUGGAAACGGAGGAGACCAUGGGGGAGGCCGAGUUUGUGGGUGCUGCCGGGGUGUCGGUUGUGAAGGAGGCGGAUGGGACACAGAUGGACGUCGACGAUGUUGCCAAGCGCCCACGAAUCGAGUGAAAAAGAAAAAGAAAAAGAUCCAAUUAUUUAUUUAGUAUCAAUGAAUAAAAAACAUUCCAUGU
Molecule: messenger RNA, 657 nt
Organism: Kickxella alabastrina
Lineage: Eukaryota; Fungi; Kickxellomycota; Kickxellomycetes; Kickxellales; Kickxellaceae
Product: histone-fold-containing protein
Exons: 1
Coding region: 62-595 (177 amino acids)
Biological process (GO): leading strand elongation; heterochromatin formation; DNA damage response
Cellular component (GO): epsilon DNA polymerase complex; CHRAC
Molecular function (GO): chromatin DNA binding; protein heterodimerization activity
Source: RefSeq, a predicted model, not a curated record